GUCCUCGUCACUCCUCCGUUAUGCUCUUCGUAAGCCGGCGAAUUACACCGUACACUUGUAACAACCAACUCGGAGAAAGGGCCACGUUGAAAUUUUUUUUUUGCCAAAUCAGGAAUAGUUUGCACCUCACUGCGAGGAUCUCCAGUGUUCCCGAAGGGUUGACUCGACCAUCUUUUAAAAAUCUCGAGAUUUAUUUUGUGUUCUUUCUCUCUGGAAAUAUCUGAAGUCUGGGAUUAAAUUGAGAUGCGGGAGAGGCGGUGUGUUCAUCAACUGGCCGUCUGCGGUCUCCUGCUCUUUAUGAUGCCUUCUCAAGUGUUAUCGACGUGGUGGUUCAUCAGUCAACUCAGUGCGGUGGGCACCCGCAUCAUGUGCGACAACAUCCCGGGGUUGGUGGGCAAGCAGCGAGACCUGUGCCGUAACUACCCAGACGUGAUGGUCAGCAUCGGCCGGGGUGCGAGGGAGGGAGUCAAGGAGUGCCAGUACCAAUUCCGCAGCGGCCGCUGGAACUGCAGCACCAUGGACAGGGACACGUCCGUCUUCGGAAAGGUCAUGUUGAAAAAAGCCAGCAGGGAGGCUGCCUUCGUCUACGCCAUCUCCUCAGCCGGCGUGGUGCACGAGAUCACCCGGUCCUGCAGCAAAGGGGAGCUCCUGGACUGCGCCUGCGACCCGUCCAAGAAGGGCUCCAGCCGGGACGAGCACGGCGAGUUCGACUGGGGAGGCUGCAGCGAUAACGUCAAGUUCGCCCACGACUUCGCCCGGCAGUUCGUGGACUCUCGGGAACGGAAGGACCGAGACCCGAGAGCGUUGAUGAACCUUCACAACAACAGGGCGGGACGGAGGGCAGUGAUGAAGAACAUGAAGUUGGAGUGCAAGUGCCACGGCGUCAGCGGGUCCUGCUCCAUCCGCACCUGCUGGAAGGCCAUGCAGGACUUCCGAGAGGUGGGCGACUACUUACGGGCCAAGUACGACGAGGCCUCAGAGGUGACCAUGGGACAGGACGGCACGGGACUCAGCGUGACCAGGAACCACCGCAGACCCAACCGGGCCAACCUGGUGUACUUCGAGCAGUCGCCGGACUACUGCAAGAGGGAUCCUGAAACAGGCUCCCUGGGCACGGCAGGCCGAGUUUGCAACAAGACUUCCCAGGGUCCAGACAGCUGUGACGUCAUGUGCUGUGGGCGGGGCUACAACACCAUGCGUGUCCAGCGCACCAGCCAAUGCGAGUGCAAGUUCCACUGGUGCUGCUUCGUUCGCUGCAGCGAGUGCACCGAGACAGUCGACCAACACACCUGCAAAGGAGAGGCAAGCGUGGUAGGCAUCUUGGCUGAUGAUGGUCUGGUGUCUACCCAAACCCUGCAAGAUGGCAGCGAGGCACCCACGGCGGCCGAGGUGACCACUAAACCUAGGAGGCAGGGAACUAGACCAUCAAAGAGGCGGGACAGGAAACGCAGACGCGGCGGAGAUGACCAAUCAAGAAGCAGAGAAACACCUGUUGUGGGCAAUGAGCCGGUCAUUCAUAGUUCAGUAACAGCUCCUAUAUAAACUUCAAUCGCAGUAUUAAAACUUCGGGGAAGACUAUUCAGGCAACGGCCCCCUUUAUUUUUAGGCGUCAUUUUUUAUGGUGCAUGCUGCCCUUUGUGCUCUGUAAAUAGUGUACAAAUAUAUAUAUUAUUAUAAGCAACUGAGUAUUUUGUUGAUAAUUCUAUUAAUGUUUGAAUUAAAAUUACAACAUUGGCGAUUGUUGACACUUUCAUUUGGGAGCUAGGAUUUUGUACAAUAAGUUGGGGAUGUUGCAGUUGGUGGUGUGGACAUGUUUGCUUGCCCUAUGCAUAGUCGGUUCAAGUAGGGACAGAAGAUUUGUAGUCCUAUCGAUCAUUGUGUAGUUCACGACUCGAGUUUGACUGAAUUACCACUCGAACAUCCCUGUAGAAUAUCACAUCAAUACCACUUGCAUAUCAAGCGAAUAUUAACUGCAGUCCCUACACUACAGACGAACCGUGUAUGUUUGUGAAAAGCUGGGAGUGCGGCCUGACGCGGGAGAGUUUCACGGCUGCAGCUUUUGGGUGCCGUUGAAGCAGUGCGACAAUCCGUCAAAAGCCAUCGAAAGAAAAACCGCCCACUUAAAGGGAAUAUACAUCAUUGGCUUUUGCUGUAAUUUUCAGAAAUGAACUAUUUAAGGGGUUAGUAUAAU
Messenger RNA from Patiria miniata (bat star), 2191 nucleotides. RefSeq names its product protein Wnt-2b-A-like. The record is from RefSeq and is a predicted model, not a curated record. NCBI's taxonomy places the organism in Eukaryota, Metazoa, Echinodermata, Asteroidea, Valvatida, Asterinidae. Gene Ontology annotation, biological process: cell fate commitment; multicellular organism development; canonical Wnt signaling pathway. Gene Ontology annotation, cellular component: extracellular region. Bases 244 to 1542 code for a protein of 432 amino acids. Gene Ontology annotation, molecular function: frizzled binding; cytokine activity. The transcript has 5 exons.